UUGGAAUGUGUGCGUCCUAGUUCACUGCUUAUAUGAGAAGCAGCGUUUAUAGACUGAAGUUACUCUCAGACAGACAUCCUUGAGGAACACUAGCUGUACUCUGGUCAAGAACCAUGAUAGCUUUCCUUGUUUUAAUCGGAUCUGUGGCAGUUUACGGCCAGGGUCAGAGCCAGGGCCACGCCCACGCCCACGCCCACAACCACUCCUGCAUCCACAACAACCACCAGCAGCUGCAGGCGGACCAAGUCAUCAUCAGCAUCAUCGCCGACAUGGAGAAAGAUGGCGACGGCAUUGUGGAACAGACCGAGGUUGAAAAGGAGUUUGUCGAGAAGUAUGACCAUGACAAGAGCGGCGAUGUCAGUGAAGAUGAGUUUGUAAAACAGUGGCAUCAGCAGUACCAUGACGCACCUGACUUUGCCGGCUACCUCUUCCACCACUUCGACUCCAACAGUGACCACAAACUGUCCACCAUCGACAUCGUCAAUUUUGUGAAAAGUGCUGAUGCUGACGGUGGGUGA
Molecule: messenger RNA, 518 nt
Organism: Haliotis rubra (blacklip abalone)
Lineage: Eukaryota; Metazoa; Mollusca; Gastropoda; Lepetellida; Haliotidae
Exons: 4
Coding region: 114-518 (134 amino acids)
Molecular function (GO): calcium ion binding
Source: RefSeq, a predicted model, not a curated record